ACCAUAUCCUACACUGAUAUUGGUGGCUUGGAGAAGAAAAUUGAAGAGUUGGUCGAAGCCAUCGUUUUGCCGAUGGAGCAGGCAGACGAGUUCAAGACUUUGGGAAUAAAACCACCGAAAGGUUGUUUGAUGUACAGGCCACCAGGCACUGGGAAAACUCUUCUUGCCCGUGCAUGUGCAGCGCAGACAAAGGCUUGCUAUCUCAAGCUUGCCGGUCCUUCACUUGUCCAGAUGUUCAUCGGUGAUGGUGCUAAGCUGGUUCGCGACGCGUUUGAACUUGCCAAAGAGAAAGCACCUGCAAUUAUCUUCAUUGAUGAAUUGGAC
Suillus discolor is the source of this 324-nucleotide messenger RNA. Its product is annotated as P-loop containing nucleoside triphosphate hydrolase protein. The annotation marks the transcript as partial. Gene Ontology annotation, cellular component: proteasome regulatory particle, base subcomplex. Gene Ontology annotation, biological process: proteasome-mediated ubiquitin-dependent protein catabolic process. Gene Ontology annotation, molecular function: ATP hydrolysis activity; ATP binding; proteasome-activating activity. NCBI's taxonomy places the organism in Eukaryota, Fungi, Basidiomycota, Agaricomycetes, Boletales, Suillaceae. The record is from RefSeq and is a predicted model, not a curated record. The transcript has 2 exons.